Molecule: messenger RNA, 561 nt
Organism: Saprolegnia diclina VS20
Lineage: Eukaryota; Oomycota; Saprolegniomycetes; Saprolegniales; Saprolegniaceae
Exons: 2
Coding region: 1-561 (186 amino acids)
Source: RefSeq, a predicted model, not a curated record
AUGUGGGACUUUGACACGAACGUGUCGGUGCUGGCGGCCACCUUCUCGGUCGGCCUCGCGUCCUUCCUCAUAGGAUUCGCCUGCGCGUACCGAGCGACGCGUCGCAAGCAUGCGACACAGAAUGUCAACCAAGUGCCCGACAUAACGCUCAUCAAGUACUGCACCAAAGUGCUGCGGGUGCUGUGCCUCGGCGUCCUUGGCUGCCAGUUUGCACUCUUCUCCCACGCCACGUCGAUCCCGAGCACGACGCUCAACGUGCCGCUCUACGACAGCUUGUACCGUCCGCUGCUUGGCGCGCUCGGCGCCGCGUUUGGGUUCUCGACCAACUUUCACCCGAGCGUGCGCCACCUCUUUUUGGUGGCGAUGCUGUCGCUGGUCGUGUUCGAUACCAUCUCCGAAGUGCACUACCUCUCGAUUGCAGAGUGCGCGGCGAAAGGCCAGCUCUGCACGCCGAUUCCGAUCACGUCCGACGAGCUAUUGCGGCUCGUGCUCCGCGACCUUGCUGGCAUCGUCUUGGAGCUCUGGGCGGCGCUCCAACAAUCCAUACUCGAACGUCCGUGA